Messenger RNA from Ixodes scapularis (black-legged tick), 1717 nucleotides. RefSeq lists its product as uncharacterized. The transcript is spliced from 2 exons. The coding region runs from base 1 to 1632 and encodes 543 amino acids. Gene Ontology annotation, cellular component: ribonucleoprotein complex. The record is from RefSeq and is a predicted model, not a curated record. Gene Ontology annotation, biological process: retrotransposition. Gene Ontology annotation, molecular function: single-stranded RNA binding. NCBI's taxonomy places the organism in Eukaryota, Metazoa, Arthropoda, Arachnida, Ixodida, Ixodidae.
AUGGCGGUCCGAAAGGCGUUACGCAAGAGGCAAGAAGCCUCUAGAACUCUCCAGAACGCUGCUAAGCCUCACGGUUGGUGCCAAGUAGCAAAUAGGCCUCGCUCGACUUCGAAGCCAAUGCCGACUAGAUUGAAGGAGGACGACAUCAAGGUAGUUCUGCGACUCAGGGGAGGAUUGAAUUUGCGAACGGUAAAUCACAUAGUUCUCCAACGAAGUGUUUCCAAGGAGGCGGAAAUAGACGACAUCGCACUAUUUCGAACCGACAUCUUUAGGUACAACGAGCAGGAGAAUACGCUGAUCUUCAGCACGCCCGACGAAACUCGAGCGGGAAAACUCAAUUCUAUCCAAGGCAUUGAAGUUGACGGUCGCCAGUACCCCGUAGCAAGCGGAAUUGAGGAUGUUCACGGUUUCCUUAACGGCCUACAAACCGUGAACCUGCAAGUCACCCCCGUCGGUGAUGCCCUCCUGGAUCGUCCAAGCAUUGAAAGGCCCAGUUCUGUGACGUCGGUUAACGAGGAUAGAAAAGCUUCACCGGCAUCUUUCCUCUUCAGUGGGCGAGGCGAUAGCAGCGAGGACAGUAUGCUCAACCGCUGUCUGCUUCUUUCGCAGGUAUGUUACCUUCAGAACGCUCAUUGUGUACGGUCCGAUAAUCGCUUUUUACUGCUAUUUCCUCGCCCACAUGGAUACGAUCACGGUAUUUGUUGUUUUGUUGACCUGUGCUCUCAGCUGGUGUAUUGCAUCAAUAGCCUUCUCCUUAGUGGAGACGUUGAAACGAAUCCAGGACCACCAAAAAAAGACAGCAAAAAAACAAAACAAGAUAACGUAGUUUCGGUUACAGAGGACUCGAGGGCUGCUAAUUCGGGUGAGAGCGAUAAUGACGGAAGAGAUAUCGAGAGACAACCCACAGUUUCGGAUAUGUUUGCUGAAUUGCUGGCUGGCCAGAAAAAGAUGGCUCAGGACAUAGCUGAAAUCAAAUUAUUCCAACAGUCAGUUAACUCCCGAUUUGACGCUCUUGAAGCACGAGUGGCUGCCCUCGAGUCGCCUUCUGUCACGCCAAGUGUCCCUUGUACAUCUUGUGACAAUCUGCUUAUAGAGCUUAAGUCAUUGUCUGGUGUGGUAGACAGACUCGUCGCGAGGAAUGACGACAUGGAAAACCGCUCGCGCAGAAAUAAUCUAAUCUUAUAUGGCCUCACCGAAAGCGCAGACGAAACUAGUGAGUCAUUACUCUCUAACGUAUCAAAAAUAUUCUCGGAUAAACUGAUUAUUGACUGCCCACGUAUUGAAGGGUGCCAUAGAAUAGGUCGAAAACACGACGAUCGUUCACGUCCUGUCAUUAUGAAACUCCUUGAUUUUCGCGAAAAAAUGGAAGUAUUGAAAAAUUCUUUCAAGCUUAAGGGUUCAGAUAUUCGUAUAUCGGAAGACUUCUCUGUUCAUGUCCGUUCUGUUCGAAAGAAAAUAUGGGAAGCGACGGCCUCUUUCCGUGACAGUGGCUCCUCCGUUCGCCUUCGAUAUGAUCAUGUGUUCAUCAAUAAUGAGCGAUAUAAUUGGGAUGUUAAAACUAAUACUCUGGUUAAGUGUUCCGACUACUCCGCCCAGUCUACUACCACCGCCCCAUCUACUGGUGGUCGUUGACUCGGCCGCGGUUUAAAAGACGGUUUAAGUGAAAAUCUUUGUGUCUUGAAUGUUAACGCCAGAAGUUUAGUAAACAAGUUCCCCG